Messenger RNA from Oryctolagus cuniculus (rabbit), 8316 nucleotides. RefSeq names its product cyclin J (gene CCNJ). NCBI's taxonomy places the organism in Eukaryota, Metazoa, Chordata, Mammalia, Lagomorpha, Leporidae. The record is from RefSeq and is a predicted model, not a curated record.
UGCCGGUCCUUUAACAAUGGGCGGCGCGGUCGCCCCGGCGGUGGGCCCGAGCUGAGGCUGGUGCUUCGCGGCCGACUGUCCGCAGCAUGAACGGGGCCGGCACCCCCCGCACGCCGGCGGGGCUGGGGCUGUGAGGGCCGCGGUUCCGGACUGAGUUGCCGCGUCUGGCCGGGCGCGCCGCCGGGUCCCAUGGAGCUGGAGGGGCAGUGGUGGCGAGGACAGCUGGCUGCGGAUAUUCACCAAGCGCUUCGGUACAAGGAGCUCAAGUUGCCCUCCUACAAGGGCCAGUCCCCUCAACUGAGUCUCAGACGGUAUUUUGCUGACUUGAUUGCCAUUGUAAGCAAUCGCUUCACACUGUGCCCUUCUGCCCGACACCUUGCUGUCUAUUUGUUGGACCUGUUUAUGGAUCGCUAUGACAUCUCUAUCCAGCAGCUACAUCUAGUUGCUCUUUCCUGUCUACUUCUAGCAAGUAAAUUUGAAGAAAAAGAAGAUAGUGUGCCUAAGCUAGAACAGCUCAACAGCCUGGGUUGUAUGACUAACAUGAAUCUAGUGUUAACAAAACAAAAUCUGCUACAUAUGGAACUAUUACUAUUAGAAACCUUUCAGUGGAACCUCUGCCUUCCAACAGCUGCUCAUUUCAUCGAGUAUUAUCUUUCCGAAGCAGUACACGAAACAGAUCUUCAUGAUGGCUGGCCAAUGAUUUGCUUGGAAAAAACUAAACUUUACAUGGCCAAAUAUGCAGAUUACUUCCUAGAAGUAUCUUUGCAAGAUUAUGCCUUUCUAAAUUAUGCACCUUCUUUAGUAGCUGCUGCGUGUGUGGCUUCUUCAAGGAUCAUACUUCGUCUUUCUCCAACAUGGCCUACACGACUGCAUCGUCUUACUGCUUACUCCUGGGAUUUCUUAGUGCAGUGUAUUGAGCGGCUGUUGAUUGCUCACGAUAAUGAUGUGAAAGAAGCAAACAAACAGAGAGGACAGGCAGGACCUCAGUCAGCACAGCUAAGUGUGUUCCAAACAGCCUCCCAGCCCACACGGCCAGGUCACUUUCAGCAACCCCAGUAUCUCCAUCAGACACAUCAGACCUCUCUGCAGUAUCGCCAUCCUGUAUCAGAACAACCAAGCUGUCAGCAGAUUGUGUCUACCACACACACCUCAUCUUACACACUACAGACGUGUCCUGCUGGCUUCCAAACUAGUGUUCAUGGCCUUGGGCAUGUGCAGACUGGUGUUGGGAUGUCACUGGCAAUACCAGUAGAAGUUAAGCCUUGUCUGACUGUUUCUUAUAACCGGAGUUAUCAGAUAAAUGAACAUUACCCUUGUAUUACUCCAUGCUUUGAGAGGUGAUUAUGUGCAAAGUUAGUAACUGGCCCAGGCUAUUUUGUGUCUUGAAGCUCUAGGGCAAGCUUUUUGUAAACGUGUUCAAGGAAAGGGAUCCCAGUGACACCAGAACUCUUCAGGUACCAGCACGAGUGAAUAUCCCUUUCAGUGCACCCUGAACACUGGGAGGACGGAGCAAACACUGCAGCAGUUUAACACAGUGUGUCAAAUCCUGUUACAACAAAUCCCUGGAUGACAGAAAUGUUCAAGCCCUGGCUGAUGGUCCAAAUAUUUCAAAAAUAUCCAAUACGACAGAAAAUCUGGACAGAUUAUAAUGUACUCUUUUGAGAUUUGACCUGUGGUGGGCUCUGGGCCUAAAGUUGGCUUAUAUGUCAAAGAUUAAUGUUUAUCUGUGGACUUGCCAAACACUCUUUUAUGAAGGAAAGUUACAGUAUUAAUUUUUGAAGGUGUCUUUUUUCUUUAUUAUUAUUCUACAGUUUUGAGUUUUGAAGUUGAUCUACAAAUGAAUUUUUGACUAAAUUUAAAGUCACUGAAUUGUUACACUGUACCAACCUGUGGAGUAAAAGAAAAUGAUUUUUUAGCUGAUUCUAUAGAAUGUCCUAUCAUAAAUGUAAAGGUAUCUGGAUUUAUGUGCUAAAAUUAAGGGUGGAGUAGAUCUCUUUAAAAUCAUGGUCAUAAUUUUUUGUUUUCUUUUUUUCCCUAAGCGAUCAACCUCAAAUCUUUAGAAUGAAAACACAUUUAACUCAGGGAAUUGGUACUACUUGGAAACACUUAACUGUAAUGCAACAUGCUUUGGAAAUGUUAUCAUAUGAACUACCGUUAUAACAGAUUAAAAUACUAUUAAGAUGUGUUUUCAAAUGAGAACAUAAUAUUGUGGCACAGAAUGGAUGAAGCGGUGAUUCCUAUGAUUCAUAAUACAUAUAUAUUUUGCAUUUCUUGGUGCAAUUAAUGAUUUACACUCAGAUUUGAUAUUACUCUAAAGGAAAGGUUUUUCAAGGGAAGGCCUAUCUGUAAAAAUAUCAUUACUAUAAUAAAGCUCCAUAGGCUGAGUUUGAAGUGCAGUAUGGCCAGCGUGGUUCUCAGGUUGUGCUACAGCAGCACUUUGUUAUGUGAAAUACAGGUUUCAUAAGCAGCCCUUGAAUCCAGCUAGUCAGUCUGAACAGGCAGGGGUACUGAUUACAAAAUUUCAGUACCUGCUUUUACUGGAUUAUCCCCACAACUGCCCUGGGACAUUUCACUGUACUGGUAAUGAGUGAAAACGACAUAGUAGUCAUGAUAGCAAGGGCAGUUUGCCUGUAAAGCAUUUUGGAGGAAUAAACUUAAAAAGAAAAUCAUAGUAAUAACUGAAACUAUACAUUGUGCUCUUAUCUGUGGGACAAGAGAUUUGGUGGAGGGAAGCUUUCUGGUUUAAAAAUUAGUAAGGUGUGUCUCUGUUUUUUUAAAGAUAGCACUUGAAUAGAAGGGAAUCUGCAUGGCAGGGAUGUGACUGCCACAAGGUGCAUUGAAGAUAAACUUCUUAAAAGAUGAGUGGGUAUGCAGCAGGAGUCUCAGUAAUCAAGCCAAUGGCCUUUGUUAGGAAGGGACUGAUCCACAUGGCUCCAGUGGAUGAAUGUGGGUGAGUGGCUUCUGCCAGCAUGAAUUCUUAGAGAAAUGUCCUUUUCUGUAAAGGAAAAUAACUUAUAUUUAGAGUAUAGAGAGCAUAAUGCGGAUUUAUUAGUCUGGUAGAUAAAUUUAAAAAAAACACUCAGGUAAGAACACACAUGACAUUUUUCAAGCAUGGAAAUUGUUUUUUGAAAGAAUCAUCACUUUUGCUCUUUAAAAGAAGGCUGCUAAUUGGAUUUUGGUAGUUCUUACCUUAAGAAAACUUGAAUUAGGAAAAGUGGGUUCAAGAGAGAAUAUAUCUUUAACAUUCACAUUCAGAACCCAGCAACCUGGAGUCCGGAUUUUCAGUAUUUUAACUACCUCAGUAAUACUAUGAAUGUAAAAUAUUAGGAUAGCGAUCCUAACUUGAACCAACAACCAGUGCCUGUGGUAAUUUAAUGUCUUGUCAAAUGCUUUUAUUGAUUGGUUUAUAUGUCAUUCUUGUUAUAGAAGAAUAUGCCUUUUUAAAGUUUAUUAACACGUUCCCAAUUUAUAUUUAAAAACUAAAGAACACUGGAUUAAUCUUUGUUGGGGGGAGUAGAAUAAACGAAUUGAUUACUCUUGCUGCAUACCCGCAGUGGGGUAGGGUGGUUGCACAACCAGAACUAUUUUUAAAACAUUUAGGUUUCAUUAUAAAUACAGGUCACAGUUGCUAGCAUUGGGGGAUAGGGGAGGUGUUGUAUAGGUUUUCUUUAAUUUAUUGAUUAGCCUUUAAAGCUGGGUGGUUUUUUUUUAUUUUGUUUUUGGUUGAGAUUACCGGACCAUCAUUAAGUGUGUACUGUGAAGGUAUUAAUGAUAUGUAUAAAGGGCUUUACCAAAGUCCAUUAAAUAAACACUACUCAAGUACAGACUGCAAACCAAAAUGUAUCUGUGUUAUGACAUGAAUUUCAAAUAGCAAAUAUGGUGCUAAGUUCUACACCAAUGGAAUAUUAGAUGAGUGCUAUGCACUUAAUUUUAAAAUAAAACUAGUUUUCAGUAAAAAGACUUUGGUGUUUUUAUUUUAAAUAAGAUUUGUAAUCUGCAGUUUCAUUCAUUGUCAGUCAGACACAGAAUUGUGGUUGUAUUUCCUAAGCUAUCCAGCUGUAGAAUGUUACCUGAAAUGGUGGGAAACAUCUGUACAUUCAUUAUGUCUUCCAUAUGGAACACUGAAGUCCCCAAAAGUAUACCAGACACCACUGUUACCUUUUGAGCUUAAAAUCAGUUUAACUAUGGACUCAGAUUUAUUCAGGAACCUGGUCUGAUUUCUAAGAAGUAAGGACACAAAAUGGACAGGAGUGUGGGAAGGAACAGGGUUAACAGUGAUGAUGGUCCCUUCACCUAAAUAAAAAGAUAAUUUGCUACUGAAUUCAACUUAGCAGAUGAAAUUUGUUUUGAAGAGUAAAAUGUAAUGGGUUUAUGCAAAAUACAUUAAGAAUUUAAAUUCACUAAGAAAUCCUUUUGUGUCCCAGAAUUUUCAUCUGAGACACAGAGAUCUUCCAUCUACUCAUUCACUCUCCAAAUGUCCGCAACAGCUGAAGCCAAUACCUUGAAACUUAAUCUAGGUCUCCCACAUGGUGUCAGAAACCAGAAGGCUUAAGUCAUUGUUAUUUGCUACCUCCCAUGGUACACAUUUGCAGGAAGCUGGAAUUGAAAGCAAAACUGGGACUUGAACCCAGGUACUUUGAUAUAGGAUGCAGGCAUCUCAGGUGGCAUCUUUUUUUUUUUUUUUGACAGGCAGAGUUAGAGUUAGAGAGAGACGGAGAAAGGUCUUCCUUCUGUUGGUUCAGUCCCCUAAUGGCCACAAUGGCCGGCACUGCGCCAAUCCGAAGCCAGGAGCCGGGUGCUUCCUCCCAGUCUCCCAUGUGGGUGCAGGGACCCAAGCACUUGGGCCAUCCUCCACUGCCUUCCCGGGCCACAGCAACCGGGACUAGUACCCAGGGUACCGGCACCGCAGGAGGAGGAUUAGCCAAGUGAACCACAGCACCGGCCAGUGGCAUCUUAACCACUGUGCCAAACAUCUGCCUUCCCAGAAAUCAUUUCUGAAAUUAGUCCUAUAACUACUGUGCUGUUACUUGCUGUGGCACAGAGGUAGGGUUUAAAACAGCCCUCAGGACUGUUAAUAUACAGUGUUCUUGAGGACUGACUUUAAGAUAAUGAGCAUUCUAAAUCAAGGCAGGUAGCUUUGCACUAAGGUGAUUCCAAAGCCCAAAAGACCAGUAUACAAUCAACUGCUCAGGAACAUGGUUUAAAACAAAACAAAACAAAAACAAACAACAGCUUCCCUAACCUCAAGCAGCUUGUCUCCACCUUGUGAAGUAUGGCUAGCACUCCUGAAACAAUUAGAAUGGUGUAGCUUAGUACACUGUUUAAUAUUGUGUUAGUUUAGGAAUCACUCAACAUCCUUUUUUUUUUUUUUUUGGACAGGCAGAGUUAGAGGUCUCCCUUUUCCGUUGGUUCACCCCCCAAAUGGCCGAUACGGCCAGCGCACUGCACCGAUCCAAAGCUAGGAGCCAGAUGCCCCCUCCUGGUCUCCCAUGCCAUGUGGGUGCAGGGCCCAAGCACUUGGGCCAUCCUCCACUCCACUGCCUUCCCGGGCCACAGCAGAGAGCUGGACUGGAAGAGGAGCAACCGGGAUAGAAGCAGCGCCCCAACUGGGACUAGAACCCAGAGUGCCAGCGCCGUAGGCGGAGGAUUAGCCUAGUGAGCCGCGGCACUGGCCUCAACAUCCAUUUUUAAAUCUGUUAGGUUUUUUGUAAAGUUCACUUGUAACCCACUGACAGCCUGCAGACCAGGCUGAGGCUCCCUGUGGAAAGAAUACCUGCUGCUAGCUUACGCUUACCUCACUAUCUUCUCUGCUCCCCAAACACACACUGCCUACCAGGUAAGCAUUGCCACCCUGAGAUGAAGUUCUUAAUCUGGAAUCCAUGAACUCCUGACAGGGUAUGCAACUUAAAUGUACAGGUUUUCCUCUGUUCAUAAGAUUCUGUUAGUUACCCUGUGGGAUCUGUGUUUAAAAUGGUAAGGGGCGAGGGAGUGGGCAUCUGGUGCAGUGAUGAGGACACUGCUUGGGAUGCCUGCAUCUCAUGUGAGGGUUCCUGGGUUAGAGACAUCUAGCUUCCCCUCUUAAAGAUAGCUCAUAUUGCUAUAGUAACAGUUGUCACAUAGAACCAAUGCUGAUACAUUAUUAGCAGAAGUCCAUACUUUCUUCAUGUUUCUUAUUCUGAGUCGUCUUCCAUCCCAGGUUCCCAUCCAGUAUAUCAUUACAUUUAGUGGUUAGGUAUUCUUAGGCAAUUCUGAUUUAUGAGCUUCAGACCUCCUUGUUUGUGAUGACACUGAUAAUCUUGAGGAUCACUGGUCAGGUACUUCACAGACUAAACAUGUUUCUUGAGGGCAGAGAUUGUGUCUUACUCAUCUCACACCCCUUUGUAUGAACAGGGAGCCACAAGCUCUUGGAACUUCAGAUAAAUAAAAAUUAACACAGUCCAAAAAUGAGCUGUGGCUAUUAAACAAAUGCAGUCUUGGGCUGAUUUAGAAACAUAUUCUGAGCACAAGAAGGCACAGUCCCAUCAGAUUCAGUACUAAUUAUAAUAUAUCUGGAAAAUCUUGUGUGCACAGUUUCAAUUAGAGUAGUGAUAAACCCAAGUAUGGCCACAAGCUGGUGAUGCAUCCAGAAAUCACUGUGUGUGGGAAACAACUGAAAGAACUGGUGGUGCCAGCGCUGUGGCAUAGCGAGUAAAGCCACGCCUGCAAUGCCGGCAUCCCAUAUGGGCACCAGUUCAAGUCUCAGCUGCUCCACUUCCGAUCCAGCUCUCUGCUAUGGCCUGAGAAAGCAGUAGAAGAUGGCCCAAAUUCUUGGACCCUUGCACCCGCAUGGGAAACCUGGAGGAAGCUCCUGGCUUCCAAUCGUGCAGCUCUGGCUGUUGCGGCCAUAUGGGGAGUGAACGAGAUGGAAGACUCACUCUCUAUCUCUCGCUUGCCCUCUCUGCCUCUCUGUAACUCUACCUUUCAAAUAAAUAUAUAAAUCUUUAAAAAAAAAAUAAAGGUGAGGUUUUCAUCUGGAGGAGAUUAAAAGAAGGUGAAACACCUAUUUUCCCAAAUAUGCAAAGAUGUCAUAAACUACUUCAAAGGGCAGAAUUAGGUCUAUGGUCAAAUAUUUUUCACAAGGCUGGAGCUAUAGUGCAGCAGCAGGUUAAAGCCCUAGCCUGCUGCACCAGCAUCCAAUAUGGGCACCUGUUCAAGUCCUGGCUGCUCCACUUCUGAUCCAGCUCCCUGCUAAUGUGCCUGGGAAAGCAGCAGAAGAUGGCUCAAAUCCUUGGGUCCACUAAAGUCUCCACCAUGUGGGAGACAAGGGCCCAAAGCUCCUGGCUCCUGUCUUCGGAUUGGCUUAGUUCCAGCUAUUGCAGCCAUUUGGAGAGUGAACCAGCAGAUGGAAAACCUCUCUGUGUCUCUCUACCUCUACCUCUCUGUGUAACUCUUUCAAAUAAAGAAUGAAAGAAAAAAAAAAUUUCACAUUCAAUGAAUGAAUAUAAGCCAGAAUGUUAAGCCAGAGUAAUGCUUUGAGCAUUCUGGAGUUCCUGUCACCAUAGGCCCCUGACUUAGACCAGAAAUGGGAUGGAAAUGAUCACUGGAUGUGGUGUAAAUCAGAGGGGAUGACUUCUAAGGUAUCUUCCAAUUCCCAAGAGUUUCUGUGACACUAAAGGGUUUCUGGAGAGUUCUUUUUCUUUUUUGUUAAAAAAAAAUCUUAUUCCUUCCUUCUGCUUUCUUUCAGUUUAGUUUGGUUGUUUGUACGAUUUAUUUAUUUAUUUAAUUGAAAGGCAGAUUUAAUUGAACAGGCAUAUCUUCCACCUGCUGGUUUAUAUUCCAGAUGGCUGCAACAGCUAGCCAGGGUGGGGCCAAGCUGAAGCCAGGAACCCUGAACUCCCUUUGGAUGUCCUACGAGGGAGACAAGAGUCCAAGCACUUGAGUCAUCUUCCACUGCUUUCCCAGGCACAUUAGCAGGGAGCUGGACUGGACUUCACAAACAGCAUGCCACGACGCCUGGCCCCUCUUGUUAGGCUUCAAGGCUCUGUGACUUUAGCUGGGUGUAGAAGGGAAAAGCUUUGGCUGGACCAGAGCAGUCUGCAGGUGGGUGCCAUCACCUCCAGUGACAGCACAAAGCAGCCUGCACCAGCCUGGCUGAAGGCUUUCCCUCCUACGCUCAGCUCGACUGCUGGACAGUGAGGACAAACUCACUGAGACUUUGUGGAGGAAACAAGAUUGAGUGAUCGAGAUGAAGCUGGGUUAUGGAGUUUUGAAAGCCAGAAGAGAAUACAGACUUCGUGGAGGUCAGAGAGAUCUCUGAGGAUUUAUGAUAUCAUACAG